AUGAAUCUUGAUGACAGUGUUAUGUCUGGUUUCAAUGUAUUGGAAACAUCAGUUCUUGAUGAAGUAUUGACAUUGGAAACUUCAUUCAUCAACAAUGGUUCAAUGGAUGAUAGCGAUGCUUUAAUUAGUAAUUCACGAGGUAAUUCUGCUUAUGCUAAUGCUGUUAAUUCCGGAAAUGCUAAAAAGUUGAAUGUUAAGCAUGCUAAACCAACUGCAAGAAAACCGAAAACUGGAACUGAUGUUUUGAAACAAAUUGGUGUUGCCAAUUGCAGACGUUUGACACCAAAUUGUAAAAAAUUGUAUAAAGUUACAAAUCUGCUCCUUAAACAAAGUCGACGUAAUGCGAACCGAAAUAAUUUAUUUAAAACAAGACUUAGAGAUGCUGAAAAGUUCGCUGAUAAAUAUUUAGUUUCACGGCUGUCACAAAAAACUACUGCUGCUGCUUCAUUGUUCAUGCAACUUCAAGUUAGAGAGACCAAAAAGUUUAGCAGAGGACGUAGAUUCAAUUUGGAUGAAAAAAUGUUAAGUUUAUCUUUGUAUAAACGUUCACCCAAAUGUUAUCGAAUGUUGGCAAAACUUUUUACCUUGCCAAGCAAACGGACAUUGAAUAACAUUCUAUCUAGUGUUAGAAUAUCACCUGGAAUAUGUCCAUUGAUGAUGAAAGUACUUAAGGAUAAUGUUCAAAAGCUCAAGCCAUCAGAAAGGUAUUGUUCAAUUUUGUUUGACGAGGUGUGUUUGUCAAGUGGUUUGACCUAUAACACAGUUACCGAUGAAAUUGAUGGGUUUGUGAAUACAGGACAUAGUAAAAAUCAAAAUAUUGCUGAUCACGCAUUAGUCUUCAUGGUACGAGGAAUAAAAAAGAAAUUCAAACAGCCAAUUAUGUACACAUUUUGCAAAGGAGCCACAAACCAAUAUGAAAUUAUUUGUCAAUUGAAAAAAGUGAUUGAGGCUGUUCAUUUGACAGGCCUUCGUGUUGUAGCAACUAUUAGUGACCAGGGAACUGCAAAUGUUGGUGCAAUAAAUAUUUUGAACAAUGAAACUCGACUUUAUCAUGUAAAAAACAACUCAGAAUAUCACGAUGAAUUUUAUGAAGUUGAAUUACAUGAUAAACAAAGGCUGAAAUUGGUUCACAUAUAUGAUGUCCCGCACUUAAUGAAAUGUAUAAGAAAUAAUUUACUAACCAAAAAUUUAUCUUAUACAAUUGAUAACAAAACAAAAUAUGCAAAAUGGUCACAUCUCGAAGAUCUAUACAAGAUGGAUAGUGCUGUUCCAGAUUGCAAGAUGUUACCGCGACUUACCGAUCAGCAUAUAGUUCGAGACAAAAUUGCAAAAAUGAAAGUGAAAUAUGUUACACAAGUAUCUUUUCAAACACUGUCCAAGGUGUUGGAUCUGAAUGGUAUACGUUCCUUUCUUCCUCGGCAUCUCAAUCAGGACCCGUUAGAAUGCUUCUUUGGUGCAAUCAGAAGUAUUGGUUCAAAAAAUCCGAAUUGUCAUGCAUUUGCUUCUGCAUACAAAACUUUAGUUUUGAAUAAUUUGGUGUCCACCCACUCACCAGGAUCGAACUGUGAAGAAGACUUCACAGAAGGAAGCUUGUCAUCAUUCAAAAUUUUUUUUGAGAGUGCCAUUGCUUCAACGUCUGACUUUGAGAACCAAAUUGUCAUUAGUGCUGAUUUGCCUCCAACACUACAUAAUUUAUCAAUGACUACUUCUUUUGUUCGAGGACAAGCUCAAAAUUACAUUGCCGGAUUUAUAGUAAAAAAAUUAAACAAAACUUUUUUUAAAAAUUGUCAAACAUGCCUCACUCAGCUUUGUACAGAAAAGGUAUCCGAACAUCAUUCAUUAAUAACUGCUCGAGAAUAUCAAUCAAAUCAUCCAACUUUAAAAUACCCAACAUCUACAUUAUGUUCUAUAGUUCAACAAAUCAUAAGUUUUGUCGGAGAAAAAAUGUCAAAUGUCUGUCUUCAUCCUAAUAUACAUUCAACUCUGACUAAUGCCUUAAAUCAACAAUUAAUUUUCCCUUUUGAAUUAAAUUGUUCGGAACACAAAGAUCUUUUCCGGCUGAACAUAAUUAAAUUUACAGUUAAAAUGAUGAUACAACAUUAUUGUACUGAAGUUAACAGAAUCCUACUAGGAAAAAGAAAAUUGCAAGACAAUGAGACUGAUCCUGUUAAAAAAUUGGCAUACACAUGGUAUUUAAAGCACUCAAAGACCAGAAAAACUCAGGGAAAGUUUAACUUAAUUUAA
Molecule: messenger RNA, 2244 nt
Organism: Macrosiphum euphorbiae (potato aphid)
Lineage: Eukaryota; Metazoa; Arthropoda; Insecta; Hemiptera; Aphididae
Source: the annotation of a GenBank genome assembly